This is a messenger RNA of Phytophthora sojae, 2697 nucleotides long. RefSeq lists its product as hypothetical. Lineage: Eukaryota; Oomycota; Peronosporomycetes; Peronosporales; Peronosporaceae. The record is from RefSeq and is a predicted model, not a curated record. Gene Ontology annotation, cellular component: cytosol; endocytic vesicle. Gene Ontology annotation, molecular function: guanyl-nucleotide exchange factor activity; small GTPase binding. The coding region runs from base 1 to 2697 and encodes 898 amino acids. The transcript is spliced from 6 exons. Gene Ontology annotation, biological process: vesicle-mediated transport.
AUGCGCGACGCCGCCGUGUCCACACCAGAAGAUACUGCAGAUUUAAUACCGCAGUCCCCGGCGUCAAGUUCUUCAUCAGCAGAGGAGGGGCAAGAGGAGCUGCUGGACUCUGUGUGCAAGAUCGACAGCGCGUUACUGCGGCAGGAGCAGCUGUCGUCCACGGCCUCGGAGGAGAGCGCCAACGGCAUGAGCAACCAGAGCGAGGAGGGCGGCGCCGUGAGUCGCGACGAUGUGGAGCAGCUGCGGCGCAGCAAUGAGCAUCUGAGACGGGAGGUGGCGGACUUGACCAGCGCGUUGCUGGCGCGCGACCUGGAGCUCGCGGGGCUGCGCGAGCGCUGCCAGUUCCUCAGCACUGCGGUGGAGCAGCAGGACGAGGUGAUUGCUAAGAUUUACGCUGCUACAGCGGCUAAUGAAGCGGACAGAGAGCUGUCAGAGCCUGCAGCAGGGAGUACACUGAGUGGGUUUGCGCCUUCUAAGGAUAAACUUAGUAGUGGGUCGAAGCAGAAUGAACAGAGUUCGACGUUCAGCUCCAUGAAGAGCUACCCGGGUGCGGUGGGGAUGGCGGAGCCUGCGCAGAAGAUGCUGGAAGCUCGCCUCGACUCGAUGGGGUUCCAGGGUGACAGCGUGGAGAAGGCGGUCGAGUCGCUCAGAGAGGACCUGCCCACGGAGCUGGAAAAACUGAGUGAAAACGUUGCGAAUAUCGAUUUGGGCCAGCUGCCGUACACGCCACGAGUUGCUAGUAGCUCGAACAACUUUAGUGCCACGGCCAGCGUGUACAGUUCGAGCAGCACGGCGACCGCGUCAUCGUCGUCGUCACUGUUUGGGGAUGUGGGCGAGCCUGUGUCAAAGCCACCGCGGUCCUGGAGUUCUCCAAGGAGUCCGGUUUCGAUUGUCAAGCGGCGACCGUCGCUCGAACGCCACGACAACAGCCCUACAGAGGAGGUAUUUGCGAGAUCGGCGGGCUUCCUGCGCAAGUCCAACCGCACCAUGUCCGGGCGGCUGAGUGUGAGCGACCUUGGCCUCCUUCACAACGAUGACGACGAAGAUCUCGAGAGUAACCAAGCCUCUGAAGUAGCGCCUUUUAGCAUUGACCAGGACGACUGUCUCGGGUUCGCGGAUAGUGGCAGCUCGACGGUGUCGACCAGAAGCCGGAGCCAGCGAAACCUCUUUGCCGAUAUUGAUGAGGCGCUUAAAGCCAAGUCCAAACAGAAAAAUUCCGAUCCAGUUGGUGGAGAUAAAGCUGACGAGGACAGCUUAACCUACGGCGAGUUCCUGCAGCGGAUCAGUCUGCCUGCCUCCAGAGACAUCUUGGACAAGAUUCGCAUGUUUGUUGGGUCGAUUUUGGGACCUCGUGGUGACGGACGACCGCCCCGAUCCACGGACUAUGUUGAGUACGACUUCUACGGGAAGCACGAGUUCCGUCGCCGGUGCAACCGCUUUUUUGAGACCAUGGAGGAGAUCUUGCUGAACCACCCGGCGUGGCGCCAUGCGUCCGAAGGCAAACUGGCCAAGGCGCGCGACGGUAUUGAAAAGUACGUCAUGGACAAGGUAUCUGACAUCGCAUUCAAUCAGCUGAAGGAGUGCCAACAGUGGAUGAAAGAAGAUGAAGCCCUUCUUCGUCGCAUGCAGCUUUUAUCGUUCAUCACACCCGCGAUGUUGGACAUCAAGCCUUGCAUGCGCAACGAAGUUGUCUGGUCGAUGGCUGAGGAUGAAUUGCGUCGUAUCAACUCGUUCCGUUCGCCAGGAGACAAGAUUAAUUGCAUUGUCCGAUGCUGCAGCGUCAUUUUCAGCGUUCUCAACUUGUCUCGGGGAGAUUCGGGCAGUCGACCGGGUGCAGACGAUUUUCUUCCAGUCUUCAUCUACAUCGUGCUGCACUCGCAGAUUCCUCGACUGCACUCCAACUGCGAGUACAUUUCAGCAUAUCGGAACCAAGCUGAUCUGAUGUCAAAGGCUGGGUAUUGCUUCGUCAAUCUGCGCAGUGCGAUCGAGUUCAUUAUGGUAAUGGAUGGAUCGAUGCUGUCCAUUUCAGACGACGAGUUUCAACGAAAGGGAGAAACUCUUGCUGAAGUCCUGAACGGGCAAAGGGAGCGCAUGAGUAAGGCCGCAGUCAAGUUUAAGCCGCUCCUCGCUGUUCACAAGUUUAGUUGUGUCACAUUCCCAGCCGUGAACUCUGCUGGGGAGACCAGCGGUGGGCUGAAAGGAACCAACUACAACAAAGGGUGUACAAGUGCGCCUUUGGGCUCGCAGGUCUAUGGCCGCGCUCGAUGGUUCAAGGACGUCUGGGCCAUCAUGUACGCCUGGUACUUCCCCAAGGGCUUCUGGGACGCCGACCGUCGCCACAACUGGGCCAGCGCUGUCGUGUGGAUCGACAACCCGGCGCUGGAAACGCCAAAGGCUCUGGGCUUAUCGUUGUCGAAGUCCGACACUAAGUACAACCACCUUGCUCCUGUUUCGCUCCCGAACGCCACGACCCCGUACCUGCAGCUGGAUGCCGCCUCGUUCAGCGAUUUUGAGAUGAAGUCCAUCGAGUUUGCUCUCGGCAGCUCCCAGGACCUUAUCAUGUGGGAGCAACUCACGGGCGCAGCUCGUGCAGCGCUCAACGACCCAAAAAGCUUCGGCGAGUCUUUCGUUCCCAUGAGUGACACCAACUUUCCCGAGUGGCUCGAGAAAGCAUGGCCCUUUAAGUCGGAAGAGUGA